Lactuca sativa (garden lettuce) is the source of this 666-nucleotide messenger RNA. Its product is annotated as anti-muellerian hormone type-2 receptor. The record is from RefSeq and is a predicted model, not a curated record. NCBI's taxonomy places the organism in Eukaryota, Viridiplantae, Streptophyta, Magnoliopsida, Asterales, Asteraceae.
UUUUCUAAAUGAAAUCACACACCGUUCAUCACAUUAUCCCUAUUAUCUCUUCGCCAAGAAUGGAGCUCUCAAAAAUGUUGCUCCCAUCUCCGACUUCCAUCUCAAUCCCUCCAAAACCUUACAUUUCGCAAUGCUUUCUGUACAACCGAUCAUCAUCCACCUCUCGCCGCCGUCUCAAUCUCCGAUCCAUGGCAAAGCAAACCGGCGAAGAAGUUUCCACCAACGGGAUUACAGAGAAACUAGCAAUAGCCGGUGGGUUAAUCGCUAACCCAGUAAUCGGGUGGUCUCUUUACACCCUGAAGACCACCGGCUGCGGCCUGCCACCUGGUCCCGGCGGAUCCCUUGGCGCAUUGGAAGGCGUUAGCUACUUGGUGGUGGUGGGGAUUGUGGGGUGGUCUUUGUAUACCAAAUCGAAAACCGGGUCGGGUCUACCUAAUGGACCUUUUGGGUUGUUGGGUGGUGUUGAAGGGUUGUCGUAUUUGUCAUUGGUGGCGAUUUUGGUGGUGUUUGGAGUUCAGUUUUAUCAGCAGGGUUCGCUCCCUGGUCCGGUUCCCGUUCCCGGUGACCAGUGCUUUGGUUGAGGUGAUGUGUAAAUUUUCAACAUUUUUGUAUUGUUAUAAGUUUAUAACUACAAUAAUUAUUAUAUAUUAUUUUGUUUUAAUUUAA